This is a messenger RNA of Musa acuminata AAA Group (dessert banana), 1874 nucleotides long. RefSeq names its product ubiquitin-like modifier-activating enzyme 5. Bases 170 to 1453 code for a protein of 427 amino acids. Gene Ontology annotation, biological process: protein ufmylation. Lineage: Eukaryota; Viridiplantae; Streptophyta; Magnoliopsida; Zingiberales; Musaceae. The transcript is spliced from 14 exons. The record is from RefSeq and is a predicted model, not a curated record. Gene Ontology annotation, molecular function: UFM1 activating enzyme activity. Gene Ontology annotation, cellular component: cytoplasm; cytosol.
GGUCGGAAGCGGACGCUGCCCGUAACCUAUGACCCGAUUCACCCCGCCACAAACGUUUCACGCUGGAGGACAUAAAUAAGCGAAUCCGGCCGCCUUUUGGUACAUCUGCUGCUCCUCCAUAGUCCGGUUAAGGGAGGAGGAGGAGGAGAGGGCGACGAGGAGAGCCGGAAUGGAGGAAGAUCUGCGGUCUCUGCUCCAAGAUCUUGAAUCUCUCAAGGGAUGCGUCUCCGAUCGCUAUCGGAUCGGUUCCAUCGAUGAGAUGAAGCAGCGAGUGGUUAGUAUUGUGAACCUAACGAAGUCGGGGGCGACGCGACGAUCCAAAGUGAAGGACAUGAGCGCUGAGGUUGUGGAUAGCAACCCCUACAGUAGGCUGAUGGCGCUUCAGCGAAUGGGUAUCGUGCAGAACUACGAAAGGAUACGAGAUUUCUCUGUUGCGAUAGUAGGCAUAGGUGGUGUAGGUAGUGUCGCUGCAGAGAUGCUCACAAGGUGCGGGAUUGGUCGCCUCUUGUUGUAUGACUAUGACACUGUAGAGUUGGCAAACAUGAAUAGGCUAUUCUUCCGUCCUGAUCAGGUAGGCAUGACCAAGACAGAUGCUGCUGUUCAGACCCUGUCAGAUAUCAAUCCAGAUGUUGUUUUGGAAAGCUAUUCAUUAAACAUCACGACUGUCAAAGGAUUUGAGGUUUUCAUGGAGAGCCUUAAAAGACGAUUCUCUCAGAAAAGUGGACAAAACAGUGGAGUUGAUCUUGUUUUGAGCUGUGUUGAUAACUAUGAGGCUCGUAUGGUUGUGAAUCAGGCAUGUAAUGAACUGGGGCAGACAUGGAUGGAAUCUGGUGUAUCUGAAGAUGCUGUUUCAGGUCAUAUACAAUUACUAGUUCCUGGAGAAACUGCUUGUUUUGCAUGUGCACCUCCAUUGGUGGUAGCAUCUGGAGUGGAUGAGCGGACACUCAAGCGUGAAGGUGUAUGUGCUGCAUCUUUACCCACAACCAUGGGGGUAGUUGCUGGUCUUCUUGUUCAGAAUGCUCUUAAGUACUUAUUGAAGUUUGGGCAUGUUUCUCCUUAUUUGGGAUAUAAUUCACUUAAAGAUUUUUUUCCAACCAUGGAAAUGAGGCCAAAUCCACAGUGCUCAAACAAUGCCUGCAUUGAACGACAGAAGGAGUACCUCCAGACAAAACCUGCUAGAGAUGCUGCAGCUAAGGCAAAGCUGGAAGCCGAAUCUUCCAAAAACGAAGGCCCACUUCACAUGGAUAAUGAGUGGAAUAUAAGUGUUGUUGAUGAUAGCGAGAUGGAUACCCUAAAUAGUUGUGGUGUUUCAGGUGCUCUACCGGAGGGCCUCAUCCAUGAGCUCCCUACUGCUGAAAAGUAUCAUGAAUCACUAGGUACAGAAGAAGCAAAAACAGUUGAGGAUGAUCUCGAGGAACUCCAGCGACAGCUUGAUGCCCUUAACGCAUCUUAACUUUUUCCAGAAACCAACAAGAUCCUCACUCUUCUUUUAUAGGUUUUUUUUUUCCCCCUCUAGAGGUAAUGAGAUUUUACUUGAUGUCAGUUACUUUGGUCCAGUUACCUUGGAAAAAUAGAGAGAGACUAGAUUUCAUCUAACUACUCAGAGCUUCAUUAUUGAAGCACUUACUAGGGCUGUAUCUGAUCAUUGUUGUGCUUAAAAUUAUUUGCUUGGGGACCUGCAAGAACAUCAAAAGACUUUGGAGAAGGUAGAUCUGUCCAUUUAUCAACAAAUUUCAUGGACAUGCUCUUCUCCAUGUUUCUGUUUGAACUACUAGAAGUAUAGCAGAUGCUAGUCUUUUCAAGUUGCUAACUCUCCAACAGUCUACUGGAUCUUUUUUCUUUGGAUUUAGUAAAAUUGGUGCAGUUACAUGGAA